AAUUCACCACUAACCCUCUCUCCAUCUUUGACUUUUUCAUUAGUGAUAAUUUGUCAGCUGAACUAUUUUACUCCAAUUUCUUCUGUGACAAUGUUAGAACUCUAGGGCCAAUCACUGCUAGAGAAAUCGAUGGAAACUUCAACUGGUAACGAUGCCGAUAGGUUUACUGACUCAUCCUCUUCCAACAGUGAUACUGUCAGCACUUCAAGGAAUCACGCGUCACGAUUCCCUGUUCUACGUUUCCUCCGCUCUCCAGUAACAACCUUUCUCGAAUAUUCUGGAGUUCUCCCAUCAAGAUCGAGCAAUCUCGACGACACGGAGCGUCUGGUACCUUUCAGAAGGGCUCGCGAUGGACAGUUCCACGGUACUUCCGAUGAUCCCGCAGGUGCCGCAAGAAAUGGAGAAGUUUCAAUUAGGAUCAUCGGCUCUGAGGAACGCGACCGCAUUGACUAUAAUGAUGGCAUCACUGGUUAUAGAUUGAACGGAGAGGUUGCGCAUGGUGGAAAUGAAGGUUCGGGUGGUGGUGAUGGUGAGAGUGAUAGGAUUUCUGACGCUUCUUCUUUAUCAGGGCUUGAAAAUGGAGAGAGAGAAGACGGUGAUGCCACCACUAGUGGGAAUGGUAAUAGGGAUGCCUCGUACCAGAGAUAUGAUAUACAGCAAGUGGCGAGGUUGAUUGAGCAAAUUCUCCCGUUUUCGUUGCUAUUGUUGGUCGUUUUCAUCCGUCAGCAUCUGCAAGGUUUCUUUCUGACGAUAUGGAUUACUACUGUAAUAUUCAAAUCCAAUGAUAUUCUUAAGAAACAGACUGCUCUAAAGGCAGAGAAAAAACUGUAUGUCCUUGUUGGCAUAUGCUUGAUUUUCUUGCUUCAUGUGAUUGGUGUGUACUGGUGGUAUUGGUCCCUUGAUCUCCUGCACCCACUGAUCAUGCUUCCUCCAACAUCUGUACCACCUUUCUGGCAUGCUAUAUUCAUUAUUCUGGUAAACGACACAAUGGUGCGACAAUUGGCUAUGGUUCUGAAAUGUGUGCUGCUAAUGUACUACAAGAAUGGCAGAAGUCAUAAUUUUCGUAGACAGGGUCAAAUGUUAACCCUAGUUGAGUAUACACUGCUAUUCUAUAGGGCAAUGUUGCCUGUACCAGUCUGGUAUCGGUUCUUCUUGAAUAAAGAUUAUGGAAACCUCUUUUCUUCAUUGACAACUGGGUUAUACUUGACUAUUAAACUUGCAUCAAUUGUUGAGAAGGUGCGAUCUUUCUCUGUUGCAUUGAGAGCUUUGUCAAGGAAGGAAAUUCAUUAUGGUACACAUGCUACAGAUGAGCAGGUAAAUUCUGUGGGAGACCUCUGUGCUAUUUGCCAGGAAAAGAUGCAAGCUCCAAUUUUAUUAUGCUGCAAACAUAUUUUCUGUGAGGAUUGUGUGUCUGAAUGGUUUGAACGAGAAAGAACAUGCCCCUUAUGCAGGGCCUUGGUUAGGCCUCCGGAACUGCGUUCGUUUGGGGAUGGAUCAACCAGUUUAUUGUUCCAGUUGUUCUAGUUCUAGAGCUGUGCUUUCUUCUUUGGCCAUCAUCAGCUUCUCUUGCAGAGUCUUCAAUCAUUUGAAAGAGGUUUGGUAUUUUAAGAGAACUGCUGCAGCUGGAUUUUACAAAGAAAAUUAAAUAAAUGAGCUGACAGAUUUGGCUUAAUAAAUUCACAUAGACCAUAGAAAUAUAGGAGUUAAAGAAUAGAACAUAUAUUCAAAAAAUAAAAUGUCUUUACAAGUGACAUUUUUUGGUGAUUCCUUCAAGAGGAACACUUGAUACAUAAAUGAAGUAAGGCCGUGCAUGUUUUACAUUGUUAUAGAUAAAAGUUCCAUUAUGAUCACAA
Molecule: messenger RNA, 1853 nt
Organism: Impatiens glandulifera
Lineage: Eukaryota; Viridiplantae; Streptophyta; Magnoliopsida; Ericales; Balsaminaceae
Product: E3 ubiquitin-protein ligase RNFT1-like
Exons: 8
Coding region: 130-1524 (464 amino acids)
Biological process (GO): positive regulation of ERAD pathway
Molecular function (GO): ubiquitin protein ligase activity
Source: RefSeq, a predicted model, not a curated record